CGGGCAGGGGCCCCUGUUCCCCGUCAGGCUGCAGGCGCCGGGCCUGGGCCAGCAGGGCAGCUGCGAGCCGAGCGCUCUCCGGGCGGCGAGCUGGGGGUGCGCCCGGACCCCCGCCCCCGGGAUCAUGGGGAAUGGCAUGACCAAGGUACUUCCUGGACUCUACCUCGGAAACUUCAUUGAUGCCAAAGAUCCGGACCAGCUGGGCCGGAACAAGAUUACACAUAUCAUCUCUAUCCACGAGUCACCCCAGCCUCUGCUGCAGGACAUAACCUACCUUCGCAUCCCUGUGGCGGACACCCCUGAGGUACCCAUCAAAAAGCACUUCAAAGAAUGUAUCAACUUUAUCCACUGUUGCCGCCUCAAUGGGGGGAACUGCCUUGUGCACUGCUUUGCAGGCAUCUCCCGCAGCACCACCAUCGUGACGGCAUAUGUGAUGACUGUGACGGGGCUAGGCUGGCGGGACGUGCUUGAAGCCAUCAAGGCCACCCGGCCUAUCGCCAACCCCAACCCAGGCUUUAGGCAGCAGCUGGAAGAGUUUGGCUGGGGCAGUUCCCGGAAGCUCCGCCGGCAGCUGGAGGAGCGCUUCGGAGAGAGCCCUUUCCGCGACGAGGAGGACGUGCGCGCGCUGCUGCCGCUGUGCAAGCGCUGCCGGCAGGGCUCGGCGGCCGCGGCCGCGUCCCCGGCGCCGCACCCGGCGGCCUCGGAGGGAACCCUGCAGCGCCUGGUGCCGCGGCCGCCCCGGGAGGCCCACCGGCCGCUGCCCCUGCUGGCGCGCGUCAAGCAGACUUUCUCUUGCCUCCCGCGGUGUCUGUCCCGUAAAGGCGGCAAGUGAGGAUCCCGGCCCGCCCCGCCGUGGCGCCCCUCUGCCUAACGACUGCCCCCCUUCGGGGCCGUCUGGGCCUCCCACGGCCUCCAGGACGGGCCCAGAGCCCGUGGGAGCCCCGCGGCGGCCUGCCCCUGCCCCCGCCCCUGAUGCCCGCCCUGCUUGUCUGCGUCUGCAGUCUGUGUGUCCUCCAUCCUUGCGUCUCUGUGUCUGGACCGGCCUGCUGCAGCCACUUGGUGCCUUAGUCCUUGGGCUGGGGGGAGGGGGCACCCGG
Nyctereutes procyonoides (raccoon dog) is the source of this 1097-nucleotide messenger RNA. RefSeq names its product dual specificity phosphatase 15 (gene DUSP15). Lineage: Eukaryota; Metazoa; Chordata; Mammalia; Carnivora; Canidae. The coding region runs from base 125 to 832 and encodes 235 amino acids. Gene Ontology annotation, cellular component: cytosol. Gene Ontology annotation, molecular function: protein tyrosine/serine/threonine phosphatase activity. Gene Ontology annotation, biological process: positive regulation of JNK cascade; protein dephosphorylation; transforming growth factor beta receptor signaling pathway. The record is from RefSeq and is a predicted model, not a curated record. The transcript is spliced from 7 exons.